Messenger RNA from Melanaphis sacchari, 930 nucleotides. RefSeq names its product carbonic anhydrase 1-like. Gene Ontology annotation, cellular component: cytoplasm. Lineage: Eukaryota; Metazoa; Arthropoda; Insecta; Hemiptera; Aphididae. Bases 103 to 927 code for a protein of 274 amino acids. The record is from RefSeq and is a predicted model, not a curated record. Gene Ontology annotation, molecular function: zinc ion binding; carbonate dehydratase activity. The transcript is spliced from 7 exons.
AAUGUUACGAUUAUUCAGUUGUGCAAAAUAAAAUGUAUCGUUGAUCCAACGUUAUUUUGAAAAACAUUUUAACUUCAACUAAGUUUUAAGAACGGCCAUCUAAUGAUUUGGACGUCUGCAUUGUGGUUUAUGUUUGCUGUUUUGGCAUUUUCAACGUCUGCCAAUGUUUCGGAUGAGUGGCCAUAUACUAUUAAAGAUCAUGCAGGUCAAAAGUAUCAGUCACCCGUGGAUAUAAAUACAACAUAUGCAGUCGCGAGAGAUUUGUCAAUUUUACAUUAUUCUGGUUAUUGGAAAUUUAACAGGUCAAGAGUGGAAAUUUCUAAUAAUGGACAUACAGUUUACGUUAAAAUUGCCAAUAAUUCCGAUAAAGUGCCAUAUAUCACCGGGGGCCCAUUAUUUGAUAAUAUGUAUGAGUUCGAACAGAUGCAUUUUCAUUGGGGUAACGAUGAUAAUGGAAGUGAACACAAAGUCAAUGGACACAAAUAUGCUAUGGAAGUUCAUAUUGUACAUUAUAAAAAAGAGUACGGAAAUUUUCAAAACGCUUUAAGUUACAGUGAUGGUGUUUGUGUCGUCGGAUUUUUUGGAGAGGUAUCACCAAACGACAAUCGAGAUAUGGAUAAUUUUAUUGCAGAUUUAAAAUAUUUAGUUCAACCAAAUUCGAAGAUAAUUAGAAGUUUCAAAGACGAGUUUUCUUGGAUAAAGAAAACAGCUUUAAAACAACAUUACUACGCUUAUCACGGAUCUCUAACAACUACACCAUUUUCAGAAUGUGUAAUCUGGAUUAUUUUUACCAAACCCAUCAAAAUAUCUAGGGAACAGUUGAUGGCAUUCAGAAAAUUACAUUCAAGUCAUCAUGGAGUAUUAAUAAAUGAAAAUGACAGAGAUCUUCAACCAUUUAAUAAUAGAACAAUCAUUUAUGGAUAUUAAAUG